Messenger RNA from Gossypium raimondii (Peruvian cotton), 3331 nucleotides. Its product is annotated as transcription factor bHLH157. Gene Ontology annotation, molecular function: DNA-binding transcription factor activity; protein dimerization activity. Lineage: Eukaryota; Viridiplantae; Streptophyta; Magnoliopsida; Malvales; Malvaceae. The coding region runs from base 389 to 2845 and encodes 818 amino acids. The transcript is spliced from 10 exons. The record is from RefSeq and is a predicted model, not a curated record. Gene Ontology annotation, biological process: regulation of DNA-templated transcription.
UCAUCACCACCCGUCUUUUCUUUUGCUUCAUAAAUCAUAAUAAAUAUUGGCUAUUCUCUCUGCUUCUUUCCUUCCCCCCUCUAUCUUAUUAUAUUGAGUUCUUUAGCUUAAUUUCUCUCACCGACCACUUUCUGUUUUCAUUUCUCCUAGAGCAGCAAAAACUAAGACAAACAAAAAGCUUAUUCUUUUGUACCCUUUUGCUCUUGUUUCUCACAAGUUUCUCUGAAUUGAUUUUAUUCUUUUUGGUUUUGUUUAGAGUGUUUCUGUUGCAAGAGGGGUAGUGAGGAGCUUUUAUUUUCUGAAGGGGACUGAAGUGGUUUAAUGGGGUUGAAGGAAAUGAGUUUUUGGAUCCUGAACUCGAGUUUUUAGUCUUUUUGUGUGUGUGAAAAUGGGUGAAGUAGCGAUGGGUUCUGCGUUAAAGCAAACACUAAAGAAUCUUUGUUGCAGUAAUGGGUGGUGUUAUGGUGUUUUCUGGCGCUUUGAUCCCAGAAAUUCCAUGUUGUUAACAAUGGAAGAUGCCUACUACGAACAGAAAAUGGGUCCAUUAGUCGACAAAAUGCUUCUAAAAUUCCACAUCCUGGGUGAAGGAAUAAUUGGUCAAGCCGCUUUCACGGGAAAACAUCAAUGGAUUUUCUCAGACUCCAAUGGUAAAGGUUCGGAUUCCGCUGGAAAUGAAAAGAUAUUUCAGGAUGAAUCUGAGUUACAAGUCCAAUUUUCAUCUGGUAUCAAGACAAUUGCAGUAAUCUCUGUAGGAAGACGGGGAGUUGUUCAGUUUGGAUCCACAAAGAAGAUUUUGGAGAGGUUGGAACUUUUGGCUGAAACGGAGAAGUUGUUUUAUGACAUGGGAAGUUGUCAUGGGCUUACACCUUUGGAAAUUGAAACUUGCAACCUAGAUGGAUGGUUUACUUCCUUCAUUCUGGGUCAGAAUCCGACAACCGAACAAGGUGGCUGUUCUGUGGAGCCAACAGGGUGGUCAUGUUCCUUACAAAGUCUCAUUGAACCCUCCUGCUCUGUGCAUGACUAUAGUAUGAACUCUGUGCAACAGAAUUUAUCUCAUCUCACAAGUCAAAUUCAAACAAUUAGCAUAGAAGCUCAACCUAUAUCAGCUGGUAAGAUCAGUCGUGUUAACAGCUUGGCUGCUAAUACCCCUUGCACUAGUGAGGGUUCAAUUCUGACUUCAUUGCCGGGUGAAAAGGGCGAGUGGGAUCCUUCAAUUGUGUUUCCUAAAAAGGAUACAGAACAAAAUUUACAGGGUCAUUCAACGUUUACAUCAUUUUAUAGCACAGGAGAAUUGGUUGAUUCUGAAUUACAUAAUCUAGAUAGCUUUGGGAAAACAAAACAGGAACAACAUUCCUUUGGCACCAACGCUGGACUUCUGGAUAGUGUAAUUAGCCAACAGAGAAGCAUUGAGGAGUUUAACCUAGAUGACUUUAUAACAGAUCUCUCCAGCUCCUUUACAAUGGAUGAUUUCUCUCAGUGGUUUUCUCCUUUACCCCAGCAUCACAUACAUGGAGCAGGAGCUACAACGACUACUGAUCCUUCAUGUUCAGUAGGGGUUACCUCUGUGCCAUCUGUUCCGAUAGGAGGUGAUGCGGUAAUCAAUAUUCCAGUUGGACAAAUAGUUAAUUCAUCAAAGAGCUCCAUCGCUGAUGCAUUGACAUCUAGUGUAGAGAAAUCUACAAUGGUUCAUGAUAAUGGAAAUGAUCUGUUUAGUGGUACUGGAAUGGAUUUUAGACUUAGAAAAGCUGGGGAGUUAUCAGAAAAUAUCGACAUGCCUUUGUUGCAUAGUGCUAACAAAGUUGUUGCCUCUGGAAUGUCAUCAUCCAUGGCUGGCAAGCGAAAAGGGUUAUUCUCUGAACUUGGCCUUGAAGAGCUUCUAGGUGGUGUUAAUAAUUCUUCUUCUGUUGCUAAAUCUAGUGUUGAGGAUGAAAUUUUCACUACUAGAAGAAGGAAAAUUGAAAAUUCUUCAUCUAACUUCCAUCUAGGUCAGCUUGAAGGUCUUUCUUGCUCUGGUGGGGGCAUGAAUCUGGCCCAGCAUUCACAUACCUGGGACAAGAGUAAUGAUACUAUAUUCAGCAAAGAGUUUCACCUAAAAUCACAAGUAGGUUUAUGGAUUGAUGAUAGCUAUGGUGUAAAAGCUGGAAAUGCUGUUGUCACAACAGCAAAGAAGCCCACCAGGAAAAGAGCUAAACCUGGUGAAAGCUCUCGACCAAGGCCGAAAGACCGCCAGCUGAUCCAAGAUCGCAUCAAAGAACUGAGAGGGAUUAUUCCUCAUAGUGGAAAGCAGUUAAGCAUUGAUCAUUUAUUGGAGCGGACCAUCAAAUACCUGCUUUUCUUGCAAGGCGUGACAAAAUAUGCAGACGAGAUUAAACAAGCUGAUGAACCAAAGCUUAUUGGCCAGGGAAACAGAAAGCUUCUAAAACACAAUACAAUGAGUGGUGGUGCUACAUGGGCAUUUGAAGUUGGGGCUCAGAGUAUUCCUAUUGUAGUUAAGGACCUAAAUCCACCAGGCCAAAUGCUUGUUGAGAUGCUCUGUGAAGAUCGAGGAUUCUUUCUUGAGAUAGCCGAAGUUAUUAGGGGCUUUCCAUUGAAUAUUUUGAAGGGAGUGAUGGAGCUCCAAGAAGAUAAGAUUUGGGCACGAUUUAUUGUUGAGGCGGACAAGCAAAUCGAAAGGACAGGUAUAAUUUGGUCUCUUCUCCCGCUUCUGCAGCAAAAGGACAACAGUGGGAUUGAUUGUGCAACUCAGCCAAGUGGUGACAUGGAUGGUGGGAUUUCCUUAUUAAACAACCACCAGCAACAACCUUUCUUGCUGCGUCCUGUCAGCGUUGCUGAGACACUUCAAUAAUUAAAACACACAUUUAAGGGUUCCAGUAGUAGCUUGAGCAUUCACAUGUAAAGGAACCGCUGCGAUUUGUGUUGUGGAAAUCGAAGAGCCAAAACUGAAGAUAGCGGAGGUUCUUCAUUCCAGUUUCAACAGCCUUAUAACAUGGUUGAUAGGCUAGGAAAUAUUCUCAAAGGAGUGGCAAGUGAUCUUUUUACUCCCUAUACGGGAGGAGAAACCGUCAGAUGUGAAGUCGGCCAGCACAAGGAGCCAAAACCGGAUAGAAACUUGUUUCACCAUGGCCUGGACCAAUCUGGUUUGCAUGUGAGGGUGGUUAAUUGAUGUUUUUUGAACUGUAGUUCUUAGUUGCAUGCGGCUCCAGCCAUAAAUUUGUUUAUAAUCCAAAGCAGAUGACAUAGUUGUAGGCUAACCGCUAAUUAUAUUUCCUUGAUCCAUCAUCUGUUGUUGUUUGAUUACUGUAAUAAUAAAUAGAAUUAGCUUGCUUUGUCA